This is a messenger RNA of Cooperia oncophora, 471 nucleotides long. The record is from the annotation of a GenBank genome assembly. NCBI's taxonomy places the organism in Eukaryota, Metazoa, Nematoda, Chromadorea, Rhabditida, Trichostrongylidae.
AUGAAAAUACAUUUAGAAAUUUCGAACAGCGGUGCUGAACAAAGUGCUGGCGGAAGUUUCGAUACAGAAGAACCCACAAACUCGAAACUGGUGGAUUUUAGUGAAGGAAAUGCCGGCUCAUUUAUCUACGCCGGUGGUACGACCGUCACGCCACAAGAAACAUUUAUUCUGUCCACAAAAGUCCCUCUGGAACUUAAGGAAGCAGCUCGUCUCGACUUUUUUGUCUAUCAAGCAGGGAUAAAAGGGCGCCUGCAGGUGUGCCUCAACACUGUGACCAAUUGCGCACUCACCAUAAAAGGGAGCAGCAUAGAUAACAAGGCUCGAAGGUGGAAGAACUAUUAUAUUCCGUUGUCAACUACUACACAUGCAAUUCACUUCGUAGCUGAUGAACUACAAGACAACUAUGCCAUCGGACUGGAUAAUAUCCAGUUGCUUAACAAACAUGGAAUGUCUGCUUUGUCCUGCAAGUGA